This is a messenger RNA of Coniosporium apollinis CBS 100218, 312 nucleotides long. RefSeq lists its product as uncharacterized. NCBI's taxonomy places the organism in Eukaryota, Fungi, Ascomycota, Dothideomycetes. The coding region runs from base 1 to 312 and encodes 103 amino acids. The record is from RefSeq and is a predicted model, not a curated record. The transcript has a single exon.
AUGAAGCUCACCACCAUCCUCGUUUCAGCUCUCGCUGCCGCCACCGCUUCCGCCUGGGAAGUCGACUUCCACUACGCCAACGGGCAGGUCAUCUACGCUCACGGCACCCGCGACACAGGAUGCAACGAACUCCGCCUCAAGAACGUCAAGAUGAGCAAGUUCAUAUUCAAGCCGGCCACCGACUUCUAUGUCGAUCCCACGAGGAUCAGGGUCUACCUCGACAACGAUUGCAAGCAGUUGAGUGUGGAUACCGACAAGGGCGAGUUCGACUUGAAGCCGGAUCGCAUUAUUAGGGCGUACAGGGUGGACUGA